This is a messenger RNA of Oryzias melastigma (Indian medaka), 6522 nucleotides long. RefSeq names its product kinesin-like protein KIF21A. Gene Ontology annotation, molecular function: microtubule binding; microtubule motor activity; ATP binding. The transcript is spliced from 37 exons. The coding region runs from base 374 to 5134 and encodes 1586 amino acids. NCBI's taxonomy places the organism in Eukaryota, Metazoa, Chordata, Actinopteri, Beloniformes, Adrianichthyidae. Gene Ontology annotation, biological process: microtubule-based movement; mitotic spindle organization. The record is from RefSeq and is a predicted model, not a curated record.
CAGCUCGGGGCGAAGGGGGAGGAGUCCCCGCGUGCGUCCUUCGUCUUGAGUGAAUCACGUCACUCCCUCGCGCGCUCCCCGCACACUCACAGAUUACCGGGUCUGGAGGUUGUUGGAAGAUGCCGCUGGAGAGGUGACCGCCGCCGGGGCUGCCGAGGCUCACCGUCCAGCCGGCGGGACUCGACCUAAAAAACCGCCGUUUGGAAAUGUGAAGGAUAUCCUCGCGGAGGCGACUGAAGAAGAUAGUAGCGCUUAUUAUAUCGCGAGGUGUUGAAAGAAGGAGGAGGAGGAGGGGGGAGGGACGGCCGAGGAUAAGAGGAUAAAGGAAAAAGGGAAAUCGAGCUAUAUUUAAGCGGACUAUUACGGCGCGAGCAUGGGCAGCGGCGCGGAUGAAAGCACGGUGCGCGUGGCCCUGAGGAUCCGUCCUCAGUUGGCCAAAGAGAAGAUCGAGGGCUGCCACAUCUGUACGUAUGUGAUGCCCGGAGAGCCACAAGUGGUUCUGGGUAAGGACAAGGCCUUCACCUACGACUAUGUCUUCGACAUGGACACUCAGCAGGAAGCCAUCUACACCCACUGCACGGAGAGGCUCAUCGAGGGUUGCUUCGAGGGCUACAACGCCACCAUCUUCGCAUAUGGGCAGACAGGAUCUGGAAAGACCUUCACCAUGGGGACGGGCUUUGACGUCAACAUCGGCGAGGAGGAGCUGGGCAUCAUUCCUCGAGCCGUCAACCACCUGUUCAGAGGCAUUGAGGAGCGCCGGCAGGCCGCCACUGAGCAAGGCAGACCCGUUCCCGAGUUCAAGAUCAACGCACAGUUCCUCGAGCUCUACAACGAAGAGGUUCUGGACCUGUUUGACUCCACUCGAGAAUUGGAGGCCCGGAGGCAGAAAUCCGGCAUCAAAAUCCACGAAGACGCCAACGGGGGCAUCUACACCGUGGGGGUCACCACCCGCACCGUCACCUCCGCCGCUGAGAUGAUACAAUGUCUGAAGCUGGGCGCUCUGUCUCGUUCCACCGCCAGCACCCAGAUGAACGUCCAGAGCUCGCGCUCUCACGCCAUCUUCACCAUCCACCUGUGCCAAGUCCGAGUCUGCUCCCCGGAUAACAAUGAUAACGCGACAGAUAACCGGCUGGCCAACAAUUCAGAGAUCAAUGAGUUUGAAACUCUGACAGCUAAGUUCCACUUCGUGGACCUGGCUGGUUCUGAGAGGCUGAAGAGAACCGGAGCAACAGGAGACCGGGCCAAGGAGGGGAUCUCUAUCAACUGUGGACUUCUUGCUCUGGGAAACGUCAUCAGCGCUCUGGGAGACAGAGGCAAGCGCUCCACACAUGUGCCUUACAGAGACUCCAAACUGACCCGGCUGCUGCAGGACUCUCUGGGGGGAAACAGCCAAACAGUGAUGAUCGCCUGCAUCAGCCCGUCAGACCGGGACUUCAUGGAGACCCUGAACACCUUAAAGUACGCCAACCGGGCCCGGAACAUUAAGAACAAGGUGGUGGUGAACCAGGACAGAGCCAGCCAGCAGAUCAGCGCCUUGAGGACAGAGAUCGCACGGCUGCAGAUGGAACUGAUGGAGUACAAGACGGGCAAACGCAUGGUGGGGGAAGACGGCGUGGAGGGAAUAAACGACCUGGUGCACGAGAAUUCCAUGCUGCAGACGGAAAACAACAACCUGAGAGUGAGAGUGAAAGCCAUGCAGGAGACCAUCGACGCCCAGAGGGCCAGGCUGACCCAGCUCCUCAGUGACCAGGCCAACCAGACUCUGGCUAAAGCAGGAGAAGGCAGUGAAGAAAUUGGAAACAUGAUCCAGAACUACAUUAAAGAAAUCGAGGAGCUCAGGGCCAAACUUCUGGAGAGUGAAGCCGUGAGCGAGAACCUGAGGAAGAGUCUGUCCCGGGCCUCCACGCGCUCCUCGCUGUUCGCCAGCCCCGGAUCGUUCUCCGCCGCCCUCCUGGCUCCUGAGAAGGAGGCCAACGACAUCAUCGAGAUGGCGAAGAAAAGCCUGGAGAAGCUCAAGAAGAUGGAGAAGAAGAAGAAGAAAAGACUGAGGCAGCAGGAGGAGAGUGAGCUCCGUGAGGCUCAGGCGGCCAGCGCCGUCAAAGAGGAAGUCCCAGACAAUGAUCAGGAACGAAUCAGCGAGGAGGCAGACGUAGAGGGGAGCGACCAUGAAGAUGGCGAUGACGACGGAGAUGAGGAAGACUCCGACGUGGCAGGAGAAGAGAGCUCCGAUGAGUCGGAUUCUGAAGAACUGGACGAGAAAGAGAGCGUCCAAGCCGACCUGGCGAACAUCACCUGUGAGAUCGCCAUCAAGCAGAAGCUGAUAGACGAGCUGGAGAACAGCCAGCGGCGCCUGCAGACGCUCAAGCAGCAGUACGAGCAGAAGCUGAUGAUGCUGCAGAACAAGAUCAAGGACACGCAGCUGGAGAGGGACAAAGUGCUGCACAACAUGGGCUCAGUGGAGUCGGGCUCAGAGGAGAAAGCCAAACGGAUCAAGGCGGAGUACGAGAGGAAGCUGAGCUCCAUGAACAAAGAGCUGCAGAAGCUGCAGUCGGCGCAGAAGGAGCACGCCCGUCUGCUGAAGAACCAGUCGCAGUACGAGAAGCAGCUGAAGAAGCUGCAGCUGGACGUCACUGAGAUGAAGAAGACCAAAGUGUCACUAAUGCGCCAGAUGAAGGAGCAGCAGGAGAGGAGCAGGGCCGCCGAGUGCAAGAGGAACAGAGAGAUCGCCUCCCUGAAGAAGGAUCAACGAAAAGCAGAGUUUCAACUGAGGCAGCUGGAGGCUCAGAAGCGGCAGCAGGAACUGAUUCUUCGCCGGAAGAACGAAGAGGUGACCGCGCUGCGGCGGCAGGUGAGACCCACGUCUGGGAAGGUGAGCAGGAAGGUCAGUCUCCCCGACCCCCUUCAGGAACCGUCCCAAAGGGGAAUACCUCCGAGGCCGUCAUCGUCGGGGGCAACCACCGCUAACGGCGCCAGGAGUUCUCCAGUGCGGGUAGGGAGCACCAGGACCGCCAGGACUAAAUGGCAGUCUCUGGAGAGGCGCGUCAGUGACAUCAUCAUGCAGAGGAUGACCAUCUCCAACAUGGAGACGGACAUGAACCGUCUGCUGAAGCAACGGGAGGAGCUGACCAGACGGAGGGAGCGCGUGUCCAGGAAGAGGCAGAAAAUGGCCACCGACGGCGCCGACGCCGACCGCUCUUUGACGUCCAUGAACGAGGAGCUGGAGUCUCUGAGCGCCAACAUCGACUACAUCAACGACAGCAUCGCUGACUGUCAGGCCAACAUCAUGCAGAUGGAGGAGGCCAAGGAAGAAGGAGACACGGUGGAUGUGACUGCUGUCAUCAGCUCCUGUAACUUAUCGGAGGCUCGUUUUCUUCUGGAUCAUUUCAUGACGAUGGCCAUCAACAAGGGUCUACAGGCGGCCCAGAAGGAGUCCCAGCUGAAGGUGAUGGAGGGCCGGCUGAAGCAGACGGAGAUCAACAGCUCCACGCAGAACCAGCUGCUGUUCCACAUGCUGAAGGAAAAAGCCGAGAUCAACCCAGAGCUGGACGCCCUGCUGGGCAGCGCCCUGCAAGGCGCUGAGAACGGAGACGACAGCAGCAGCGAUGAGUCCACGCCAAGCCCCGCCUCCGACGGCAGCUCUCUGACAUCAGACCUCAUGAAGUUAUGUGGUGAAACCAAACCAAGAAACAAGGCUCGACGGCGGACCACCACCCAAAUGGAGCUGCUCUAUGCCAGCAGCGGGGAUCUGUCCUGCGACUCCCCAACUGGAGACUUCUCGGGUCCUCUUCUGCCCCUCACAGAGUUCCCUGAAGGGCCCGCAGACAAGCAGGGUCAGCCCCCCACCCGCGAGCCAACCGUUUCCCCAUCUGUGCUGUCUGCCAGACCGGCUGGGGUUUCUGGAUCCAGAUCGCCUACAGGGAUCAAGAGGGACCUGUUGGAACGUUCGCCCCUCAACCGGAGAAAGAUGCAAGAGAAAGGGCUGCCGGUGUCGCACAUCCCAACACCGACACAGACGCACACAGCAGAACCCAGAGCCAAAGCCUCAGAUUAUAAAUCUUUGUUGGAGGAAUCUCCUGUUUUUGAAGGCCACAGCGGUAGAGCGGUCGACCUCCGAUCGGAAAAUCACAGAGGUGUGAUCAAUCCUGUGACGGCGCCCAAGAACAGCCGGUCUAGAAUUCAGUGCCUGCAUGUGGCUGAGGGACACACCAAGCCCGUGCUGUGUGUUGACGCCACAGAUGACCUCCUCUUCACGGGCUCUAAAGAUCGAACGUGCAAAGUGUGGAACCUGGUGACCGGUCAGGAGAUCAUGUCUCUGGCAGAUCAUCCCAGCAGCGUCGUCUCAGUCAGGUACACCUCCAGCAUGGUGUUCACCGUUUCCUCCGCUUACAUCAAAGUCUGGGACAUAAGAGAUUCGGCAAAGUGUAUCCGCACGCUCACGUCGUCCGGACAAGUCGCAGCAGGAGACACCUGCUCCUCCGCUAGAAGUCUAUCCGUCCCACCUGGAGAGAGUCAGAUCAGCCAGAUUGCCCUCAACGCGUCUGGCUCCUUCCUGUACGCUGCCGCCGGGAACGCCGUCCGCAUGUGGGACCUCCGAAAGUUUGCGUCCACAGGGAAGCUGACGGGGCAUUUGGCGCCCGUGCUGUGUCUGAGCGUGGAGCGGCUGAGUCACGGGCAGGACGCCGUGCUCACCGGCUCCAAGGACUGUCACCUCAAAAUGUUUGAAGUGGCAGAGGGAGCUCAGGGGAGCGUCACCCCCAGCCAUACUUUUGACCCCGCCCACCAGGACAGCGUGGAGUCUCUGGCCGUACACGGAGACGUUUUCUACAGCAGCUCCAGAGACUGUUCCAUCCGCAAGUGGGACUUAGCCAGCAAAAAGCUUUUACGGGCAGUCAGUGCUCAGCCGGACUGGGUCAGUGUUCUGGGGAUAGUGCCAGGCUCUCUGGUGCUCCUCAGCGGCUGCAGGGGAGGGCUGCUGCGCCUUUGGCACGCCGACUCCAUGGCGUCUCUGGGUGAGGUCCAAGGACACGACAGCCCCAUCAACGGCCUGGCCUCCAACAGCACUCAUCUGUUCACAGCCUCAGAUGACCGCACAGUGAAAAUCUGGGAAGCUGCUGCGUCUUUAGAGGAUCACUGACAGCUGAUGAAGAACUACUGCAUUGUUUCAAACUCCUGACUAUGCACAGAUGAAGUGUUACUGUGAAAUCCCAAAGACUCUCUGUAUACAUGACGUUUCUCUGCUGAAUGAAAGUACCUUAAAUCAUUAAUGUUUAAAAAAAAAAAAAAAGUCAUCAGAAACAAAACACUGGAUUCCGCUUCUUUUGUUCAGGUUGAACUAAUACUUUUAGGUCAAAAAAAGAUCAUUCUUGACUGAAAACUGAGAGAUGUUUUGAUCUCUGAGCCAUUAACUCACAUUGUCCCCUAAAUUUAAGGUGGAAAAUUUCACCAUCAAAGAGAUUUGUUUCAUGCUGCUCUGGUUUGUUUAAUCUUAAUCAAGUCUUGAAAGUUUGUCUAUGUUUUUACCUGUUUGUCGUGUUUUUUCUCUGCUGCUCCUUUAGCUUUUCCAGUGCCUGCUGUCAUUUUUGAAGAAUUAAAAGUAGAAAAAAAGAAAAAAAAAGGAAAUCGAUCAUUCGAUUAUUCAAUUUUUACAUUUGGACUCAGGGUUGCUGGAGCCUAUCCCAACCACUGUUGGGCAAAGGCGAGGAUUGCCAGUUCACCACAGGAAAAAAAACUUUAAUUUUUAGAAUUUAGUUUAAUUUUGAUUCAUAUAAAUUUACUGAGGGUUUAAAAUGGAUUUAAAUUGUAAAUGAAUUUACAGCCUUUUCAUUUUGCUAAGUAAUUGGACUCAGUUUGAGCAGUUCCUGUUCACCAAACUAGCAACCAAGAACAUUAGAAAUACCCGUAUAAUUUCUUGUUUAAGAUUUAACCUUCUAAUUUUCCGGUUUUGAUGUGAUAAACCUCUUUGAAUUGUUUGACCUUUGACCUCAUACAGCACAGGACACUUGGACUUUUAAAGUCCAGCUGUAGUUUCACUUUUUGAGGAUUAAAAACAGUUUUUCCAACCAACAUAAUGACAACAAAUCUCCAUUUUUGUUCUUUUUUGUAUUUCUAAAAUGCACAAAUGCUGGAGUUCCAUUCAGUUCUGUAAAUGUGUCUUUAUUUAUUCUUCCAUUGUUUAAUUGCAUCAUCUCUAUCAGUGUUUGACUGUGAACUUUUUCCAUCCGAAUCAUAUUGUUUGUGUGACAGACACACAAAAUGUGUGUUUGUGGUGGUGCCUCAACUCAAUCCUUAUUCCUUUUUUUAAUGAUGAGAUUUAAUCUGAUUAUAUUUCAGGCUAAAAUAGUCACCAUAUCGAUAAAGCUGCAAACAGUUUUAGUCCCAACAACAAAAAAGCUGCAAAAACAUCUUUUUCUAAUGUGAGUUGUAUCUUAUUUUGAAAGGGUUACUGUAAAUAUGUUCUUCCUGUUUUAGCUAACUGACAUGUUUGCUUAAGUGUGGAAAUAAAUGGUUAAUAAUAAUAAAAUA